Tachysurus vachellii is the source of this 1949-nucleotide messenger RNA. It is a transcript of the gene fbxl16, whose product is annotated as F-box and leucine-rich repeat protein 16. Gene Ontology annotation, biological process: SCF-dependent proteasomal ubiquitin-dependent protein catabolic process. Gene Ontology annotation, molecular function: protein binding. The transcript is spliced from 5 exons. The record is from RefSeq and is a predicted model, not a curated record. Bases 1 to 1383 code for a protein of 460 amino acids. Gene Ontology annotation, cellular component: SCF ubiquitin ligase complex. NCBI's taxonomy places the organism in Eukaryota, Metazoa, Chordata, Actinopteri, Siluriformes, Bagridae.
AUGUCCACUCCGAGUGAGCUCAAGUCUCCGUGUGUGACGCGGAACGGCAUGGUCAAGCUGCCUCCACAACCCAACGGCCUCGGCUCGGCCAGCAUUACAAAGGGCACGCCGGCCGCUAAGAACCGUCUGUGCCAGGCAUCCUCGGUGCCCCCAAGCCUGCCCUACCACUUAGAGCCGCUCCCCAUGGCAGCCGACGCCAGGCAGUACUCCAAGAUGGAGAGGCAGCUGGCCCUAGACGAGAAGGUGUUAAACCGGCUGCUGUGGUACUUCUCCACGGCAGAGAAGUGCUCUCUGGCCCAGGUGUGCAAAACGUGGCGUAAAGUCCUGUACCAGCCCAAGUUCUGGGAAGGCGUGAGCCCUGUCCUGCACGCUAAGGAGCUCUAUAACGCGCUGCCCAACGGCGAGAAGGAGUUUGUCAGCCUGCAGGCAUUCGCACUACGUGGCUUCCACUCCUUCUGCCUGGUGGGUGUCUCUGACCUGGACAUCUGCGAGUUCAUCGACAACUAUCCGCUGUCCAAGAAGGGAGUAAAGUCACUCAGUUUAAAGCGUUCUACCAUCACGGAUGCAGGGCUCGAGGUGAUGUUGGAGCAAAUGCAGGGGCUGCUACAUCUGGAGCUUUCGGGCUGUAACGACUUCACCGAGGCUGGCCUGUGGUCAAGUCUGAAUGCUCGGCUCACAUCGCUUAGCGUCAGUGACUGCAUCAACGUGGCUGAUGACGCCGUAGCGGCGAUCUCGCAGCUCCUGCCCAACCUGUGCGAGCUGAGUCUGCAGGCGUACCAUGUGACAGACACGGCUAUGGCCUACUUUACCGCCAAGCAGGGCUGCACCACUCGUACGCUGCGCCUACACUCCUGCUGGGAGAUCACCAACCAUGGUGUGGUGAACAUGGUGCACAGCUUGCCCAACCUGACCGCGCUCAGCCUCUCAGGCUGCUCAAAGAUCACUGACGACGGCGUUGAGCUUGUGGCCGAGAACUUGCGCAAGCUCCGUAGCCUCGAUCUCUCCUGGUGCCCACGCAUUACAGAUGCUGCCCUUGAGUACAUCGCCUGUGAUCUGCACAAGCUUGAGGAGCUGGUUCUUGACCGGUGUGUGAGGAUUACAGACACAGGCCUCGGGUACCUUUCUACCAUGUCUUCACUUCGCAGCCUCUAUUUACGCUGGUGUUGUCAGGUGCAGGACUUUGGGUUGCAGCACUUGUUUGGUAUGAGGAGUCUUCGUCUUCUCUCUCUAGCGGGUUGCCCCCUGCUGACCACCACUGGCCUGUCAGGCUUGAUCCAGUUGCAGGAUCUGGAGGAACUGGAGCUGACCAACUGCCCAGGCGCUACGGCCGAGCUCUUUAAGUACUACUCCCAGCACCUGCCACGCUGCAUGGUCAUCGAGUAGAGACGAUGAAGAGCCUGCAUCCUCCUCAUCAUCGAAAAAAAACCUUCCUCCUUCUUCAGACGAACGAACCAGACUGAUGACUAAACCCCCAAACUCAUCUUGAAACCCACGAGGGGAAUCGACGGAAAAAGGGAAAAGACGGAGUCGAAGAUGAGACAACGCAAGAGGAACACGGGAAGCUGGUCGGAAUCUUCCAGACCUUUCUGAUGUAUUCAUUGGUCUCGGCUGAUGUAGGAAAGUGACAUGAAAGCGAGCGACACGAUCCGAGGCGUCAAGCUUCCAUCACAACCAUCAGCCUUCACACACGAACCAUGAACCAUGAACCAUGAAGCGAAAAAAAAGCCUUUUUUUUAAAUGUUUUUUUUUUUUUCGAAUGCGAAACACGAGCUGCGUGAACUCCAAAAAAACCAAGACCGGGAGAAGCUACAGUAGGAAAAAGUAAAGAACGCAAAAGAAACUGAUCCUUUCCCUUCUCGCUGUAUUUACACUCUGCACUCUCUUUAGUGAAAGUCGCCUCUGAGAAAAUAGAAAAUACUCGAAUUAUUAGCCGUGAACAGCCGCGUCGA